Protopterus annectens (West African lungfish) is the source of this 1292-nucleotide messenger RNA. RefSeq names its product asialoglycoprotein receptor 2-like. The record is from RefSeq and is a predicted model, not a curated record. The transcript is spliced from 2 exons. Bases 18 to 383 code for a protein of 121 amino acids. NCBI's taxonomy places the organism in Eukaryota, Metazoa, Chordata, Ceratodontiformes, Protopteridae.
UCUUAAAUGAGUCCCUAAUGAAUCAUACAGGAGACUAUUGGAUUGGACUGACAGAUGCUUACAAAGAAGGACAUUGGCAGUGGGUGGAUGGAGAAUAUUGCAACUGUAUUGGCGCAAACAGAUUAUAUUGGUAUGACAAAGAUCCUGAUAACUGGAUUGAUCCAAAUACCAAAACAGAUGAAGACUGUGCUUUAAUAAAACUUAAUGGCAGAUGGCAUGAUAUCAAAUGUAUAGAUCCCCAGAGAUGGAUCUGUGAGAAACAAACUUCUAUUUGUUGCAUAAAAAACCUUAAUGACAGCACAGUAGGGAGUGGAUUAUCCGAAGUAAAUGACACCUGGGAUAGUUCAGAUAAUCAAACUGUUCAGAUGAUCAGACAUAACUGAACUGCAUAAAAAGCUUUUAAAAUCUUGUUUUUUCUGCACUCAGGAAUACACUUUUCAAUGAUUUAAUGAUUCAAGUGGACAAUAAACAAUAUUUUUCACAGAUGAGCUGGCUAUAAGCUCAAAAAACAUGCUCAAGAGAAUAUGUAUAAUGUUUAUAUAUUCAGGCUAUGAUUUUUCCUACAUGAAAACUUUGAAAAGCUGGUUCGGAUAAUUAACUUUUCGGAUAAAUGACUCUCUACUGUAACAAAGCUUUCAGCCAUAAAGCUUCUGAUUGGAGGUUGUGAACUUCUGGGGAGAAUUAUGUUAAAAAUAAACAAAUCGAUUAAAUAAUACAGUUAUAUUUUAUAAAUGAAUGUGAUAUAAGUACAUUUUAUAGUCAUAUAACUCUGUUAGCUGACCUGAACACAAAAACUGCAAGUAAUGGGGUACCAAUAACACAGUGAGUAUGUUCUGUGCAUUUUCAUUAAAGUAUCUGGAAUAACAUUGUUUUUUCCUCAUCAUACUAGUGGGUUUACACUGUAUUUUACUAAAAAUACUGACUAAUCAUUUCUCACCAUUGCUGGUUUUGUCUUGCCAUGUACAAUGGUAUUUGAUGGAUGGUAUUCAAGAGUAAAACACAGAAUGCACAAACACCUACAUUACUGCCUUUUGUUCAGCUUGUUAUGUCUCCUUUGAUAACUGUCCUGUGUACACAUGAAUGUCUAAGCAGAUGUCAGCUGUAUGCAGCAGGACCACAUACCUAACCAUCAUUAGUCAAUGCUAAAUGUUCCUUUGUUUGGCGUUAGUAACUUGGAAUUAGAAAGUAAUGAUACAAGCUGAUUUGUACGGUGUAGAAAAUGUCAGUUUUAAUGACGACUUUAUUCUGAUGGAGUAAAGAGUGUCACAAAGGAGGAAGAAAAUCAUGGAUAA